Messenger RNA from Ctenocephalides felis (cat flea), 978 nucleotides. Its product is annotated as synapsin-like. Gene Ontology annotation, cellular component: synaptic vesicle membrane; synaptic vesicle. Lineage: Eukaryota; Metazoa; Arthropoda; Insecta; Siphonaptera; Pulicidae. Bases 1 to 978 code for a protein of 325 amino acids. The transcript is spliced from 7 exons. The record is from RefSeq and is a predicted model, not a curated record. Gene Ontology annotation, biological process: neurotransmitter secretion.
AUGGGUCAGCAGGCGCCUCCGCUGCAGAGCCAGCCGAUGCCAUCGCAACCGCCGAAUCCCAACACGGCCCAAGCCCAGCAAAGCGGCGGAGAAUUGUCUCUGAACUUAAGAGGUCCCCCACGAGGCACCAGCGCGCCAAGUAGCCCGGCGAAGAGUCGUGAGAGUCUGCUGCAACGCGUACAAAGUUUAACAGGAGCGGCACGAGACCAAGGUGCAUCCAUCUUAGGCGCAGCUGUUCAGAGUGCAACUAGACCAUCAUUCAAUAAAGAUCGAUCCUUUACUUUACUAGUUAUCGAUGAUCAGAACACGGAUUGGUCAAAGUAUUUCCGUGGAAAAAAACUACAUAAUGAUUAUGAUAUUCGAGUGGAGCAAGCAGAAUUCAAGGAACUCUCGUUGAUCGCGAGCGGCGAGCAAGGAUGCACUGUCUCGAUGGCGGUGUAUCGGAGCGGUACCAAGGUGAUGCGUUCAUUUAGGCCGGAUUUCGUUCUAAUUCGUCAAAAUCUUCGCGACGCCUCCGAGGACAAUCGCAGCCUUCUUCUCGGUCUGAAAUACGGCGGCGUUCCGAGCGUCAACUCGCUAUCUUCCAUCUACAACUUCCAGGACCGGCCGUGGGUUUUCGCGCACCUGAUGCAACUCCAAAGACGCCUCGGACGUGAAAAUUUUCCCCUGAUCGAGCAAACUUAUUACCCAAAUCAUCGCGAAAUGGGCGACUAUGGUACAGCAAUGCCGGUUGAUCAUUUAUCGUUCGAUAGACGUAGUUCACGGAUCUGGAUAGCUCUGAAGAGCCUUGCACUUUUUAUAGAAGGAAUUUCGUCGCCAGUGGCAGGUGACCCGUCCCGAGAUUUGGUCCUCGCGCCGAAUGCAGAUGCCAUAGUCGCCCUCGCAGUUGCCGCUCAGGAAGUUCCACUUGCACGAAUCGAAGGCGAGGCGGUUGCUCUCGUUCGUUGCGCGCAUCAGGGUCUUGAUCUGACGAAUUAA